AGCUUACCCAGUCCUUUCGCUUUUGACCCUCCAUAUCGACCGUAUCCACAUGGGUACUCCUGGCACUACUCUGAAAGACUAGAGGUAGAAGGAGAGAAUGGAGUCAUCAAUCCACAUGUCAUCGCAAACACAUAUCAGUUCUGCGACCAUGCCCAAGAAAAUAGGAUACUUUACGGGGAGCUUGCAGCGUUGUUGGAUUGCAUGAAGCGUCGUGCGAACCAAAGAAAGGUUGAGGAUCCAGAAGAACAAGAAAAGCUGUUCUGGAGAACGCUUGAUGAUGGAACCAGGAUGGAAUUGCCUGAAAUCGAUGUUACCAAGUACGAGUAUCAGUUCCCAGCUGAGAAACAUUUUCCUGUUCUCCUUCUAUCAUAUGUGAGACCCAAGCAUGCAAGAAUCUUAUAUGCAUGCAUGGGUGGUCCGCAGAUUACAAUUCGCCAGUCAAAGCUCUAUUCAUUCGAGACAAGAGCGAUUGCGCCCGUGAAUCUCUUUGCUCGAUAUCUUUUGAGCACUGCUCUGAUGACUGACUGAUAAAAUACUCUACCCGACUCCCAGCGGAAAGGGUUGGCUUGUCUCUUACUUGCUGAUACUCCAUUCCUUGAUUUCCUGGGACCCGGGUUGGGAAGUUGACUUUCUUUUCUGAACCUUUCAAGACCUGCUCGAUUAAUGGGUGUCUGGCUUUUCUAGAAGGCAGGGUACCAGUCCGCCAGCGAGGGUAUUGAGCCUCACCUUGGAGUGGGGCAGCCACUCGUUGGAGAAGAUAUAAAAAGCUCAACUAUGUGGUUAUCAUUUUCCAAAAUUCAAUAUCUUCUUCAAUGGUUCUUAAGCCCUCCUCUUUUGAGAGGCCCCGAU
Molecule: messenger RNA, 849 nt
Organism: Aspergillus heteromorphus CBS 117.55
Lineage: Eukaryota; Fungi; Ascomycota; Eurotiomycetes; Eurotiales; Aspergillaceae
Exons: 1
Source: RefSeq, a predicted model, not a curated record